This is a messenger RNA of Fundulus heteroclitus (mummichog), 1865 nucleotides long. It is a transcript of the gene prune1, whose product is annotated as prune exopolyphosphatase. Lineage: Eukaryota; Metazoa; Chordata; Actinopteri; Cyprinodontiformes; Fundulidae. The transcript has 9 exons. Gene Ontology annotation, cellular component: cytoplasm. Gene Ontology annotation, molecular function: exopolyphosphatase activity. Bases 231 to 1490 code for a protein of 419 amino acids. The record is from RefSeq and is a predicted model, not a curated record.
CAUGAACGCGUCCGUGAAGCCGCCGUGACUUUUCACCACGCUGUGGGCCAGCAGCACCUCCUCCUCCUCGGCGCCUCCUGCACUGGACCGUUAACCCGCUCCGCUCGCGUUCCGGUUCGGACACUGAGCCGCCCGCCUCGUUGGCCCACGGUGCCCGUGAACGGCUCGGUUCGGUUCCAUUAGCAGAACCGGAGCGGUACCCUCUGGAAGCUAAGGGCUAUCUCAGGCAGAUGGAGGAAUUUCUGCGGAGCUGCCGGCGGACCGUGCAGGAGAACGCGGAUAAGAACGGUCCAGGUCUCCACAUUGUUCUGGGGAACGAAGCCUGUGACGUGGACUCUAUGGUGUCCGCUCUCGCCUUCGCCUACUUCCUGUUCAAGACGGCAGGCGGCGACUCGCUGGUUCUGCCUCUGCUCAACGUGCGUCAGUCAGAGCUGGCGCUGCGCUCAGACAACCUGUUCCUGCUGCGCCAGACCGGCCUGUCCCCACAACUGCUGCUCUUCCGGGACCAGCUGGACCUCAGAGCUCUGCACAGAGCGGGCCGCCUCCGCCUCACCUUGGUCGACCACAACGUCCUGUCCAGUUCCGACAGUGACCUGGAGGGGGCAGUGGUGGAGGUGAUUGAUCACCAUCAGCUUGAGAGGAAACUCCCCCCCACCUGCCCUGUUACCGUGGAGACAGUGGGGUCCUGUGCGACCUUGGUAACCGAACGCAUCAUCCAGAAAGCUCCACAGAUCCUGGACCAGCAGCUCGCCCAGCUGCUCUACGCAGCAGUGGUGCUGGACUGUGUCAACAUGGCUCCUGCUGCAGGUAAAGUAACUCCCAAAGACAGCCAGUAUGUCGCUGCGCUGGAGACGCGGUUCCCCGCUCUGCCACCUAGGGGCGCUCUGUUCCAGGCACUGCAGAAUGCCAAGUUUGACGUCUCAGGUCUGAACUUGGAGCAGAUGUUGGUAAAAGACAUGAAAGCCGUUUCAGGAAGUCUCAACAUCGCCGUUCCUGUUCUCUACAUCACCCUGGAGGAGUUUUUACAGAGGGCUGACCUGGAGGCGGAGCUUUCAGCUUUCUGUCAGAAGUCUGGAUUUGAUUUGCUGCUGCUGAUGACGAUCUCCUUCACCGAGAGCAAAGAUCCAAUCAGAGAGCUGGCUGUGUUCAGCCACAGCGCCUCCUGCAGGGAGCAGGUAAGCAGGUACCUGGAGCAGGCCCGCAACCCCGCCCUCAGCCUCAGUCCAGUCAGCUGUCCCCACCCACACAUCUCAGCGUACCAGCAAGGGAACGCGCUGGCUUCCAGGAAGAAGCUCCUCCCCCUGGUGAAGGACUUCCUGAGGGAGUGCGAUGGGGACGUCUGCCUGAGAGACGCAGAGGACGAGUCUGCGGUCCCCCCCACCCCCAUGAACAGCCUGGUGGACGGCUGUCCUCUGGACGAAGGCCUGCCGCGCAUCACCGCCGAGGACCUGCAGGACAAGUUCCGCCAGAUGGAGUCCGCCGACCCCUGAGGACGGAGACGGAGAGACUCUGAGGACAGAACGUCUCAAGUCACUGCUGUGAAGGAACCAGUCAGAGCUCAGAUUGAUUCAGGUGGAACUAAAGCGGGUUCUGCAGAACCAGCAACCGGGCCGCUCUCAGUGGUCGGAGCCGCACAGCAGCUGCUGAAUAAAUACAUAAACGAAGACAAUCUGAGCCACCAAAGAGCAGCUGAGACUGGCCAGAACCUCCACAAUAAAAGACUUUUUAUGAGCUGGAUAAUGUUCAGCAGGUUCCUGCUCAGAUCUCCUGUAGGAGGUUUCUGGUAGCAACUGUCCCGCUUCAGCUGCACUUACAACAAUAAAAGCAUGUCAGACCUUUCCUGAAUAAAAUCCGUCACAAUAAAA